AGUCGCGCACGCGCAGUGACAGAAUAAGUCUUGUUAAAGUGCUAGCAGCGCAGAAUGGAUGCUCCGGUUGCGACGCUACAUUUAAAGACUUGAUAGGCAUCUAGUUAUACAUCAGAUUCAAGUAGUUAAGGAACUCUACCCGAACGUACCAGUAAUUAACAAAGAGUGGCUCGCAAUAGGAUUGUUGUUGGUGGUGUGUUAACAUGGCGCAAGAUGAGUUGCUACGGCUAGCCUGUUAACUAGCUAGGCUAAACAACAAAACGCUGUCGUCGCGAGCCGACGCUGAGGAUAGACUCCGAGUGGUUUGGGGCUGUUUGAGAGGAGCUCUUGUCGCGUUUUGUGUUCAUACGGUGUAGGCUCGAAAUGGGAAAAGGCUGUAAAGUUGUGGUGUGUGGCCAGGCAGCAGUUGGGAAAACGGCCAUACUGGAACAGCUGCUGUACGGGAAUCACAUUGUAGGCUCUGAGUCCAGUGAGACCCAGGAGGAUGUGUAUGUGGCCUCAGUGGAAACUGACCGCGGUGUGAAGGAGCAGCUGAGGCUUUAUGACACCAAAGGCCUCCACGAUGGACAAGACCUCCCCAAACACUACUACUCAGUGGCAGACGGCUUCGUACUCGUUUACAGCGUGGACAGCCUGGAGUCUUUCAAGAAGGUGGACAUUCUGAAGAAGGAAAUAGACAAGUCCAGAGAUAAAAAAGAGGUGUGGCUGGUUCAAAGUGACAGUCAUAGUGCUGGGGAAUAAGACGGACUUGCGGGAGCGUCGCCAGGUGGACCCGGAGGUGGCGCAGCAGUGGGCGCGAGGCGAGAAGGUGAAGCUGUGGGAGGUGAGCGUCACUGAACGCAACUCCCUCAUCGAACCCUUCACACAGCUGACCAGCCGCCUCACACAACCUCAGAGCAAGUCUGCCUUCCCUCUGCCGGGACGCAAAAGCAAAGGCACCCCGUCCAACGACAUCUGAAGCUCCCCUCGCUCGUCUGUGCUCCUGUCAGUAGGCUGCAUUCACCUCAAAUGGGAAUAACCAGCAGGACAACACUGGCAGGCCUUUAGUCAAGCAGCAUGACUUUGGUUGCUUCUGUGUAAAUUUGACCAUUUUACACACAUUCAUACAGUGUUUACAUCAUUAUAGGGGCCUAGUUCAACAUUUUGGGAAAUGUGCUUAUUUGUUGUUUUUAUUUGAGUGAGAUGAGAAGAUCAGUCCCGUCUCUGUAUGUUAAGCACGGAGCUGGGGUGAGAAUGUGGUUAGCCUAGCUUAGCAUAAAGGCUGGAAGCAAAGGGAAACAGUUAGCCUGGUACUAUCAAAAGUGGGGGGAAAAAAGAUGCCUACCAACACCUGGAAGACUCAUCCAUUAACAUUUUGUACCCUCACACAAACAGAAAUGUAACUUCUAUACAGCAUCACCGGCUGUAGUGCAGGUUGCCAGAUAUGGUCACUGAGCACAGGUUUUGGUGGCGUUCUCUGUACAGGCAUGAUGAGACCAAACCUGGCAACCUCACUGUGAUGACAAGACUCUGGAAAAGCUGCGCCCAGCUGUGUUUUGCUUAGAAAAAAAAAAAAGUGGUUUGAGAGGGAGUAACGUGGUGUAACUAUUUCUUGGCGAACAGCACCCAGGUGCAGCGACUGUCGGCAGCUUCCUGAAGCCUUGUCGUUACGGCGACAUUGUCAGGCUUGGUACCGUCAUGCCUUUACAGAGACCAACACAUGAACCUGUGCUCACCAACCGACAAUCUGUGCUAUAGCUGCACAGGUGGAUAAGCUGUUUGUCAAGAAAUAAUUCCAACAUGUUACUCCCCCUAAAAUCACAAAUGGCCAUUUUUAAAUUUCUGUUUGUUACAAAUUAGAUACAAUGUGUGAAUCAGUGAGCUACAGAGGUGUUUUUGAGCUUUGGACACUCUGCUUCCAGUCUUUAUGCUAAACCAGCUGUGUACACACAGACAUGAUAUUGAUAUUGCAAAAGAAAGCAAAUAAGCAUGUUUCCCAAUGUGUUUAACUAAUCCAAUGAGGAUGCAUGUUGUAGUUCAUCUUUUACAGCAAACCAAACAUAAGCGUCAACCACAAACCAAAUCCACAUCUGUAACUUCUCUCUUCUGUACACAGUCUGCAGUCAGUCCUUUUUUCACGGGAAACUAAACACUUAGCAUGGACAAGCACUUAGCUCCCAAAGAUCUGAGACAACCAAAACACACACACGUUUUGAAUUGUGAAAUUCUGUGUUAUCAUGUUCACUGUCCUUUUCAUUUGAAAUGUGUAUCAUUCCAAGUUCAGAUUUUUUUCUAGUCUCUUACAUUAAUACAACACUCACAUGCACAUUUUAAGAGUUGUUGGUCGCUGUCAUCAUUCCUCCUCUCUAUCCCAAGAGAUCCCAAUCUAGAGCUACUACUAUAAAGGGGGGGGGGGGGACAAAAUCCACAGUCCAUUUGUCAAAUUCAGACUGUUAAAGCCUCUCUUCUCACAUUGGAUUUGCGCUAGGAGAGGAUCUUUUCACCUCCAGUAUGGACAGGGUGAUUUACAGCAACCUGUACCUCUUUCAACAUACGGGUAUGUGAUUGUUGUACUAAGACAGACUUGAGAAAUCUAAAACUGUCCUAUAAGCUCUGGCACCAAACCCUUGACUUCUCAAGUAACUCAAACUGUUCUCAAACAGGAAUCUUUUUCCCAUCUGAUGUGAAUGCAGCGUGAAUCCUUGUCCUCUGGCAGGACUCGGCUAGCCUUCGUCCAGUCCAUCUCAUAUAUUAAGUAUGGCCUGGCAGCAAUAAUAUUCAUGGUACUGCCUUUACUUGUGAUGUAAGAGUUCAUCAUGUCUGUCUGGCGUUAGUUGCACUCCUGUGUCGUCCAGCCUGUAUAACCCAGUAGGGCUACUAGUUAUGUAGCUAUGUGUCAGCCUAACAGUAGAAAUGUCAGUGUUGAGAGGAAAUAUUUAUUUUUUAAACUAAUUUAUUUUUGUCACUUUAAUGAGCCACAUUCCUUGACUUUUGAAAAUGGUUAAACAAUGUGAAGGAUGAUCUGCGCUGUUUUCUGUGUCCUUAAUGUUUUAAAGUAAUAACAUUUAAUGUGCUGCUAGUAGAACAGAGCUAGUGAGAUCAACACUUGCACUCUGUAAUCAUGCUAACCCUAAAUUAUUCUCUGCUCUGUCACUCUGUUUUAAGAUGCACUGAAUAAAAUGUAGCCUCUUCAUAUUUAA
Siniperca chuatsi (mandarin fish) is the source of this 3179-nucleotide messenger RNA. RefSeq names its product NFKB inhibitor interacting Ras-like 1 (gene nkiras1). Gene Ontology annotation, biological process: canonical NF-kappaB signal transduction. NCBI's taxonomy places the organism in Eukaryota, Metazoa, Chordata, Actinopteri, Centrarchiformes, Sinipercidae. The transcript is spliced from 3 exons. The coding region runs from base 364 to 741 and encodes 125 amino acids. The record is from RefSeq and is a predicted model, not a curated record. Gene Ontology annotation, molecular function: GTPase activity; GTP binding.